AUGUGGUUAGAAAUUCUAAUACUUCCAGCAGUGUACUUUUUGGUGGUAUUUUACCGUUGGGGCACCAAAAAUCAUGACUUCUUCAAGAAACGCAAUAUACCCUAUGAGAAACCCGCAUUUAUUUUUGGAGGUGGAGCUGAGAUGAUUUUCCGCAGGAAGUCGGUGGUUCAAGUGCAGCAAGAAAUACACAAUCGACAUAAUGGAAUAGCUUAUGGAGCCUUUGACAAUCGUGAUCCCACCCUUAUGCUCAAGGAUCCCCAAUUGAUCAAACAAAUAAUGGUCAAGGAUUUCGAUCAUUUUGUUAAUCGUCGUAGAUUCUUUUCUGAUACGGAAAAUCUAUUCAGCAGUUCCAUACUCAUGAUGGAGAAUGAAAAAUGGCGUGAUAUGCGUAGUACUCUGAGUCCUGCCUUUACAGGCAGUAAAAUGCGUCAAAUGUUUCAAUUGGUCUUGCAGACUCUCGAUGAGGCCAUGAAGUAUUUGGAGGAGCGUUCCAAAGAAGUGGCUAAUGCUGCAGAGGGCUUUGAGCUGGAUGUUAAGGAUUUCACAACACGUCUAAUGAAUGGCGUGAUAGCAUCUACAGCAUUUGGCUUGGAAGCCAAUUCGUUCAAGGAUGAAGGCAAUGAGUUCUAUAAGAGAGCCAAAAAUGCAGUUUCCUUUACACCAGCCCAGCAAAUUAGGGUCAUAUUUGCAAUGAUUCUACCCAAAGUGGCAAAGUUUCUUGGCAUCAAGGUUUUCGAUGAAGAAUUCAGCAAAUAUUUCAUGAAAUUGGUUUUGGACACCAUGAAAUAUCGUCAGGAAAAUAAAAUUCAACGAGCCGAUAUGAUAGACUUGCUAAUGGAGGCCAAGGGCAUGAUACCUGGUGACACGCCUAAAGCAAAGCAACACAAUUGGUCUGAUGUGGAGAUUGUAGCCCAAUGUUUUGUAUUCUUCUUUGCUGCCCUAGAACCUGUAUCGACGACCAUGAGUUUUGCAGUUCGCGAAUUGUUGGAAUACCCAAAUGUUCAGGAAAAACUCUAUGAAGAAAUUAAAAACUACGAUGAACAACUGGAGGGCAAACACGUUACCUAUGAGUUAUUGCAAAAAAUGCCCUAUAUGGAAAUGGUCAUCGCAGAGGUUUUAAGAAAAUGGCCUGUAACCCUUGUAGUGGAUCGCACCUGCACCAAGGAUUUCACCUUUGAAUCCCCAGAGACAGGUGAACGGGUGGAGGUUCUGAAAGGAGAUUUCGUGCGUGCCAGUUUGAUUGCCAUUCAUAGAGAUGGGAAAAUUUUUGAAAAUCCCGAUGUCUUGGAUCCGGAACGUUUUAGUGAGGAAAAUAAAUCGCAAAUAGAUAGUGGCCUGUACUUGCCUUUUGGUUUGGGCCCUAGAAACUGUAUAGGAAAUCGUUUUGCCUUGUUGGUGCUGAAGGCAUUUUUGUAUAAUUUAGUUUUGCAUUAUCGCUUGGAACCUUCUUCACAAACUUGUCUGCCUACGGUAGUGGAUAAGAAGACUUUCCAGCUCAGACCUGUGGGAGGAUUUUGGGCACAAUUUAUACCCAGGGCAUAAAUUUUCAAACAAUAAAUACUUAUACUUAAUUAUAUUUCACUACAACAUUUA
Molecule: messenger RNA, 1593 nt
Organism: Stomoxys calcitrans (stable fly)
Lineage: Eukaryota; Metazoa; Arthropoda; Insecta; Diptera; Muscidae
Product: probable cytochrome P450 9f2
Exons: 4
Coding region: 1-1542 (513 amino acids)
Molecular function (GO): heme binding; oxidoreductase activity, acting on paired donors, with incorporation or reduction of molecular oxygen; iron ion binding
Source: RefSeq, a predicted model, not a curated record